AUGGACACUCAACCGUCGUUCGGAGCUGCUACUGGCAGUGAUUACUUCCAGCGAUCCCAGUCACAACCUAAACCACAGCCUACGCCGAGUCAAAAUGAAUCAAAGAAGCAUCUUAGAAUGUGUUGGAUCUGUCAUGACGAAGUAGAACCGACGUAUGAAGAGACGGGUUUCUUAGAUGGCCUUCGUAAUCGACGGCCAAAAAGGCAUUAUGUUUCUGAGGAUGGAGGCCGCCUCAUCAAUCCGUGUCUUUGUAAAGGCAGCGUUAAAUACGUCCACGAAGAUUGCUUGAAACUCUGGAUGAACGAAAACCCCAACGCUUGGAAGUGUGGCCGAUGUCAUUAUCAGUAUAGGAUGGAGCGGUUUACGUGGGCCCAACGGCUCCGGAGCCCACUCGUAGCUCUCGGACUCACCGUCCUUAUCCUCCUCGUGACCAUAUUUCUACUUGGGUUUGUAGCCGACCCUCUUCUCAACUUGUGGCUUGAUCCUGUUGGUACCAUAACAGAGUCGGUCACGACAGGUCACAUUAGUUUAGAUGACGAUAUUGAUCUACUAUCCGAGGAAUCGGGUUGGUUCGGUCACUUCAUAAAAGGACUUUUCUCGCUGGGCCUGCUUGGGUUCGUCAAGGCAUUCCUUGUUAUGAGUCCGUGGCAAUGGUGGAACUUGCGGACUAGUGGCCUCAUAGGUGGAGGAGGUGGGCGUCGUGCUGGGACUGGACGUGAGCGCGUGGAAAAUAUUAACUUGGCUCUCGUCGUCAUCGGCGUCUUCACAUUCUUAUACACGGUGUGGAAAGCUACACGAAAAUGGACUGAGAGGACCCUCGAUAGGGCGAGCCAGAGGAUCCUAAAUGUACAGCGCGAUAAUAAUGAUGAUAGCGCUGACGAUAGCGAUGACGAAGAUUAG
This is a messenger RNA of Daldinia childiae, 900 nucleotides long. Its product is annotated as putative ring finger domain-containing protein. The record is from RefSeq and is a predicted model, not a curated record. Bases 1 to 900 code for a protein of 299 amino acids. Gene Ontology annotation, molecular function: zinc ion binding. Lineage: Eukaryota; Fungi; Ascomycota; Sordariomycetes; Xylariales; Hypoxylaceae. The transcript is spliced from 2 exons.